This is a messenger RNA of Galdieria sulphuraria, 1994 nucleotides long. RefSeq lists its product as uncharacterized. The record is from RefSeq and is a predicted model, not a curated record. Bases 162 to 1559 code for a protein of 465 amino acids. The transcript is spliced from 3 exons. Lineage: Eukaryota; Rhodophyta; Bangiophyceae; Galdieriales; Galdieriaceae.
CACAAUAGAGUGAAUUCAUGAUAAGAUUGAACUACGAUAACAUCCUGUCAUGAUGCUUCAACGCAUUUCAAGACGGAAGAUGGUCUCUAUUCACGCUUUCACGAGUCUGCCCUAUAUGCUGUAGUUUAUUGUUUUAUACAACUAUUGAGACUUCUUUGUCUAUGGUUCAAUCUACUUUAUCAGGAAUACGUUUUGUUAGUCCCAGUCGGUGGGAGAGCCCUCAUUUGCGCCAAACUCAGAAAGAAUCACGUAAGGAGAGAAUCAGACAUAGGACGUUUCAAAAGUGCCUUUCGUUUUUGAUAGUUUUUUGUUUGUCCGUUCUUGUUCGUUUGUUUUUCGAGUGGAAACUAGUCACGGACAUAAUCAUUUUGUGCUCUCUUUCAGGGUUUAUGUUGCAACUUGGCUCCCUGCUUAUCCCACGAAGAAAGGUUGAUUCUCCGAAAUUAAAUAGAGGAACAACAACGAGGCAAGUGGAAUCAGUUUCUCAACCAACCCCUCAUAGCACUUCUCCAUCGGAUUGGAAACUUCCAUUGUCAGUAAGGGAAACUGAUAGCUUUUCACCUUUUUCUUUUCGUCUGGAAAAUAGUCCCACAGAAUAUCUGAAGCCUUAUCAUUUGGAAACGAGUGUUGGUAUCGAUUCACCUGGACGAGAAGGGAAUGUAGUAUAUCAUUCAAGUCAUUCUCCUAUCCGUCGUACAUCUGUUUUGCCGUACUUUCAUUCAGUUUCUCCUAGUCUAUCAGAAGAUACUGCUGUUUGGUUAAAGUACCGUACUUUAUCCGGAUAUCCUAUUACCAAUGAAGAUAUAGAAAGAUGUCGAGGAUGGAUUGUCCAAAGAGUUAUUCGUCCUUUUAUUAUUCGAAUUCUUCCCUUUAAGGAUUACAUUCCCUUGUUGUCACCGUUUUCAGAGUUAGAUUUGAGUUUUCUCAAUCAUGUAGAGCAACGUCAUCGAUUACCACCUGUAAGAGAUGCGGAAGAGGAAUUUUUCUUUCUGCGCAGAUAUCUUUCUAUGGAUUCUUAUCCUUCGGCUUGCGAAUAUAUAUUUGAAAGACUUUUACAACUUUCAAAAGAUAAUUAUAUGUCAUUAUUUUCCUAUUCAGAUUGGAAGUUGGAUGAGAGUAGUUUGAGUCAUUCUAUGAAUAUUCCUAGUGAUGCUGAGAUUGUAGUUCAUGUUGUUUCUUGUUUUAUAGAUGAAGUGAUUCAACGUUGUAGUGGUGUUUCUCAUUUCGUUUCUAAGGGUUCCUUUACGAGUCGCCAUGUAGAUGUAUCUUUUCCUAGUCCUUUGAUACGUAGCCAUGGGAAUGAAAGUCUAUUAUACAAGUUGGGUGGUUGGAAAUAUCGUUCUGGUGCUGUUAUUUGUUUUUUACAAAGACGUCCUCCAUUAUUUGCUGUAGUUGGACAAGAAGGCAAAUGUUUAUCUAUUCCUAUGGGAAGAACCAAUGUUUUUGCUGCCAUCAUAGGAUUGUUCAAACUUAUCUAUGAAUAUUUUGAUGGACAACUUUUCCAAGUUUCUUUCGAUAGUCCUUAUUUAGGUAUCAUGGAUUGGUUGAAGGAAUCUUAAUCAGUUGUGUUGUGAGAAAAGGGAAGAAGAAUGCACAGAAUCUUUGCUUUUAUAGGUUCUUGGAUAAAGUUAGAUAAAGGAAUAGGUCGUUUCUACACAAGUCAACGUACUAGUCGUAGUUUUUUUUCUGAUUCACUUUAUUUACAGUCGAAUAGAAUCACUUGCCAAGUUUCUCAAGAAAAGAAUGGGGACCCUUCCUAUGAAGAGUUUGCCAACCUGUUGAAACAAGGUGUGUUUCCUUGGGAAGAAAGUGAUCACCAGAAAAAACGAGGUGAUGAUAAUUGUUCAAUUUGCAAAGGUGAAUAUUAUAUAUAUUGUGAAAACUGUCAAGGAGUGGGGUUUUUGUAUAUUCAGGAUGAAAACUUGUGGAGAACUUGUGAACGUUGUAUAGGACAAGGAAAGAACAGCUGUCCAGUAUGUGAAACGAGAGAAGAU